Candidozyma haemuli is the source of this 966-nucleotide messenger RNA. RefSeq lists its product as uncharacterized. NCBI's taxonomy places the organism in Eukaryota, Fungi, Ascomycota, Pichiomycetes, Serinales, Metschnikowiaceae. The record is from RefSeq and is a predicted model, not a curated record. Bases 1 to 966 code for a protein of 321 amino acids. The transcript has a single exon.
AUGAAGAGAUCAUUACUACUGGAGCCCUUUGGCGAACAACUCACGUGUAUUGAAAGACUACGAAGCCAGAACCUGGCCAGUGGGUACUCCAAGAGAAAGCAUCAGGCGACUGGUAACCAAAAACAGUACGCCUUGGCAGCAGUGGCAGCAGCAGCAGCUGUGAAGCAAAACCAGGCAAUGUAUUCGUUUAACGAACUGCAAAGGUACGUGAAUCCAGGUCAGAAUGGUUAUAGCGGACAGAAUGGGCAGAAUGGGCACCUUAGAAAGCUUCCGUUGAUGUACCUGAACAUGGACUAUAUGAGUGCCCUGAUGGCUGGCCAGGAGCAGGCAAGUGGACAGGCUUAUUAUAAAACAGGUCAGGAGAAGACAGGGUAUCCUCAGGGGAUGAACCAGAGUUAUGGUGGGUACCAGGGCAGUCUGGGCCAGAACUAUAGGAACUACCAGAAUGCCCCAACGAGUCAGGGCCAAGCCCAAAACAACCAGACGCAGGGUAAUUAUCUGGCUUUCGGUUCCCAAGGUAACGCUGGAGAGUACAACACUGGGUACUCUGGCAAUGGACACGGCAAUGGCAUGAACAAUACCAAUAGCAUCUACAACAUCGACGAGAACACGGGAAUGUUUUCGUCAAACAUAUUCAACAUGGCGCCAUCGCUGUCCCAAGACACUGCAUCGGUACUCAGCUCUUCAUCUCGAGGUUUCGAUAACAUGUCUACUCACUCGUUGCAGACCAACCAGUCUUCAUCUACUCAGUCUGUGUUUACUACCAGAGCCCUGCCUCCAACUACUGGCAGAGAGUAUGGCUACUCCGAGUCGCCUGGAAGCAGCAGCGAGUCAGAACUUCCUCUCAAUGGCGGAAAACCCGCCUCUUCUGGCCUCGAGUCCAGCCUUUUACGCUCCAUCUGGAUGCCUCCUCAGCUGUCAGACUCUGGAUGCGCUAUUUCUUUAUCAAACUCAACCAAAUGGUGA